This is a messenger RNA of Durusdinium trenchii, 892 nucleotides long. The record is from the annotation of a GenBank genome assembly. Lineage: Eukaryota; Dinophyceae; Suessiales; Symbiodiniaceae.
CAAACUUCAUUCAUAUGAAACAAUCACUUAAGAUCGUUUUGCUGCAUCUUUGACUAUGUAGUAUCAAAGUAUUCUUGCCCAAGAUUGUGCAAAGUGCUGUAGUUCAUCGGUCCUGUCAAAAGACUGUGGUGCCCAUUUGACAAUUGUGGUGAUCCUUCGUAGAGGGCUUUGGCUGUCUGACCAAGUUGUAGAUUGUUUACACCGUGGCAUAGCCGUGGCUCAAGCAGAGCUCCAGAUUUUGCCCCAGCAAACGCCAUGCUAGCUCGGGCGGCUUGUAGGCGCGCUGGCGCCGCUCUCGGCGGCCCAGCCUUGCGCGGCUUCGCUGCGUCGCCGCUGGAGUCUACGGCAAAGCUGUAUGAAGAGAUCGUGGACAAGUCCCUGAAGGAGUUCCAGGCCAAUGAAAAGACUGUAUCUGCAGAUUUGGACGCAGAGAUUUCUAGUAGCAAGGUGGUGCUCUUCAUGGAAGGCACGCCUGAUGCACCAAAGUCUGAGCCGAGCCUGAACGCGGUGAAGAUGCUCACCGAAGCGCAGGUGGUUCCCAUGACUUCUGUGAACGUUUUGGCCCACCCGGCCAUCCUUGGCUAUACCGUGUCUAAGACGCAGAAGCGACGGACGCCACAUUUGUACGUCAACGGCAGCUUCUAUGCCGACUAUGAUGGGCUCAUGUCCCAACACACCUCAGGCCAACUGAAGAAGCUGGGAACAGAGGCAACAAAGAGCACUGGCACCUUUGGGGGCGAGCUGCCUAUUGCCACCUACUGAGGCGCACUGUUGUGCUCUAUGACUGGAAGUAGUAGAUGAGUGCGCAUUGAACAUGUCCCGACUGUGAAAACGUGAUGCUGAUGAUGAAACCCUUGAAACAGAAUGUUUCUGUAGCUGAAUCAACUCUGAU